GAUCACGCGCCUGAAAUAGGGAAAAGGCGCCAGCGGUUAUCGGACGACGGCCUUCAUGCGCAUCGCUGCCGCCGGGCCCGAGGCCAGUGGCGAAAAUGCACCGAACGUCGUCCACGUCCUGCACUCGGCGCGAGCGCUCGCAGGCGCGGCGACCCGCAUCCAAGCGUGGUUCCGGCUCUUCCGGCAACAAACGUCGUUUGUGGUCGUGCGCGAAAAGUACCUCCAACUGCUCGCGACGAUCGGAGACGACCACGUCGGCGUGCUGCGGAAAUGGUACUGCAUCUACCUGCAGUGCCGCCGCCCGCAAGCAAAGCCGCCGGUCCACGCGGCGUCCUGGGAGGUCGUGUCGGUCCACACGAUGCGCCGCACGCUGCAGUCGCUACCGCCCAACGCGUCGGAAGAGGUCAUUUAUGCGUUCUUGGAGGCGCUGCCGUCCCGAUGGCUGGUCGUCGACUGGACAGACCGCGACGACAUGGCCCGACGCGCCCGACGCGAUGACGACGACGAGGACGAAGACGAAAUGCGACCGCAGGACACUCUGCUCCACAUCGUUGUGCGGCGGUGCAGCAAUGUAUCCCGCGCCUGCUUGGAUCUCUUCCAGCACGAUGAAAGCACGAGUCUUCAGCACCUGGGGGCGCGCGACCAAAGCAUCGUGCACGCUGCCGCCGAAGGCGGGCAUCUGCGGACACUGCAGGCGCUUCUCGUGGCCGGUGGCAACAUGCACGCCAAAGACAUCUCGGGGGCCACGCCGCUCCACCUCGCCGCCGCCAACGGGCACGUGGCCAUCGUACAGUACUUGGCCGAGAUGAUGCACAUGCCGCUCAACGUCACGACCGAGAGCGGCGAGACCCCGUUGCAUCUCGCGGCGACGCACAACCACGUAUCCGUCGUCGGGUACCUCUUGUCGCAAAAGUGCAAUCUCAACGCGGUGACCACGGCCCACUUUUGCUCGGCGCUGCAUUCCGCCGCGACACGUGGCCACCUCGACGUCGUCAAACAGCUCUUACAGGCGCAUGCGGACGUGCUGCCCAAUGCCAUCGGCAACACGAUCCUGCAUGUCGCUGCGGAGCACAACUACACGGACAUGUUGGCCUAUCUAAGCUCCUUGCCGCACAUGGGCAACUUUGCCAUGGCCGCCAACAACCGCGGCUACUCGCCACUGCACGUUGCCGCCGUCCAUGGCGCCAAGGACGCCUACGCACUGCUCAAUGCCAACCCGUGGCGCAGCAAGCCUGCGCUUGGACUUGUCGCUGACUAUGAAGGAUACUUCCCGUUCGCGCUCUUAGCGCAAUCGGACGGCAUCACGACCGACGACGCGAUUGGACGCUACCUGCCGCGCACCGAAGAAGGUGCGGACGAUGUGCCAAUGUGGCAUGCAUGUGUCUUCCAGCAAGUGCUGCACACCGCACCCGAAUUUGCGUGGGCCGUCUUGGACGCCUACGCGAUCGCGGCGACCAACCAGCAUGGCGCCCCGGCGCUCAGCAUGCCCAAGUUGGAUGAGAUGUACGGCGCUGAUAUCGAGUCGUCGCUACUCGGGAUGCUUCUGGACCGUCUCGAUGUCGCGUCCAAGAACGACCGGUCGGUGCUCUUGCGGCUCUUGCAGCACCCGAUUCCGUCGCGCAUUUUGCGCGUCAAGUGGAAGUCGUUUGGUCGACGCAUCUACUACAUGCAGCUCUUUGGCGCGGCCUUGCUCCUGGUCACCCUCACCAUUGGCAUUGCGAUGGCUCGCCCGAAUACGUCGUCGGGCAACGCGACGCAGCCGGCUGCCACCUUUUACGUGUCGCUCUUUCUCUGGAUCGAUUUCGUGCUCGUGUCCAUAGCGGCCAUUGCCAUCAGCUGCGCGUACGAGCGCGUGCUGCGGUACGUGCGCCACGGCGUCAUCCGGUUCCUGCGUGUGACCAAGGCGGCCGUGACCUCGCCGCGCUUUCUGGCCACGUCUCGGCACUUGCCAACCCGACCGACAAAAGGGGGGUUUCUCCGACGCCGGCUCAAGGAGCUGCUGCUGCGGCACUGCGUCUCGCCCUCGACGCCGUCCACAUCGCUCGUCAACACGGUGCUCGCGAUGGGUUUGCUCACAGUGACGACGAGCAUCGCUGCAUGGCUAACGCUCUUUGUGCUCUUUGGCCUCGGCAGCGCCACCGACGCCUCGCCGCGCACGGCUUUUCUCAACCUCAACCUUGCGGUUCAGUGGCUAGCAACGCUGUACAUGUUGUCGUGGGAAGCUCUCGAGUGGUACGGUGCGCCACGCCGGUACUUCACCUCACACUGGAAUUUCAUUCAAGUCACUGUGUACUGCACCUUGUUGCUGCUGCCAUUAAGUGCACCUUCGGACGAGACGCAUGGCACGCUCUUGGCGCCGCUGGUGCUACUCUCGUAUCUGAAUUUCCUAGAGCUCCUUCGCUUCCACGACUGGACGGGCCCGAUGAUCUCGAUGGUCCACUACAUGCUGCGGGACGUGCGCAAUUUUCUAGUGCUAUACAGCGUGUUUCAGUUGGGCUUGACGUGCGCGUACUAUGCGCUCCUGCAAGGCCAGCUUGGCUUCUCGACCUUCUCGGAGGCGUUCGUGUCGACGUACCUCAUCAUGUUUGGCCUCGGCGACGCCGAUGUGAUGCUACGCUCAGCGCCGUACCCCCAGCAGUAUGUGCUCACGAUUUGCUUCAUGCUUCACUUUCUUAUUGUUGUCAUUGUGCUCCUCAAUGCGCUCGUUGCUACCAUGACCAAGUCGACAGAUGCCAUCUUGGACCAGGUUCAAGACCAAGUCGCUUGCAAUCGCGCCCGCACGAUCCUGCGCGCCGAAGUGACUGUACCGCACCGCCUUCGCGCGUCGCUCUGGGCGACUCUCCGAGCACGCGCAACGAAGCGGGGCGACUUGUACUUGUUCAAACCUACGACCGUGUCCAAAGACUAUGAACAAGUCGACGAUGACGACGGCAACGAUGCUAGCGCUGCGAUGCAAGCGCUGGAAAUUCGCCUCGCGCAAUGUGUCGACACGAUCGAGAGCCUCCGACGCGCGCAAGAGGACAUGGAAGCCCGGCUUCUCGCCGAGUCGGCCAAGACCCAAGACGCCCUCGCGGCGCUCACUGCGCUCCUCGCCCAGCCACGCGCGCGAAAACUCAAGCUCACAGACGUCGAAGCGCGGUAGAGACGCAAAGCUGUUUGUUCAUCCUGUGCGUCUUGGUACAAAAUAGCUAUUAGGACCGUGCACUAAGAAAACAAUCAGAAAGGUGGUGUCGACGACAUGUGGACGUUUGGAUUUGCAUCACGUGCUGUCAGCGAACGACCCAAGCAGCGUGAAGAGCUCUGCCUACUAAAGUCCGAGGUUCCUACCGACGUCGGAGCCUCGAAGGCCUUGACAAAGCAUGUCGUCAUGGGCCU
Saprolegnia diclina VS20 is the source of this 3375-nucleotide messenger RNA. RefSeq lists its product as hypothetical. Bases 56 to 3142 code for a protein of 1028 amino acids. Gene Ontology annotation, cellular component: membrane. Gene Ontology annotation, biological process: calcium ion import across plasma membrane. The record is from RefSeq and is a predicted model, not a curated record. Lineage: Eukaryota; Oomycota; Saprolegniomycetes; Saprolegniales; Saprolegniaceae. Gene Ontology annotation, molecular function: protein binding; monoatomic ion channel activity. The transcript is spliced from 5 exons.